UGUGAGUUUGCAUGAAUAAGUGAGUGUCAAAGAGAGAAAGGCAGUUGUUGGAGACCACGAAUGUUGUUUAUGUGUUUGUGAGUGAGAGAGAGAGACGGAAAUAGUGACAGAGGGAGUGGAGAUAGUGAAGGAGUUGUGUUUUUUUCUAAUGACCACUGUGUUGUGCAGAGAAAAGGAAACACAGAUCGGCUGUCAGCACACACAGCAGAGGGAAAGGCUACAAAAUUCUCUGGAAGCACACACACACACACACACACACACACACACACACACACACUCAUUUGCACCUGUUGAGCUCAAUCCACUUCAGAUCCAGCAGUCAUGGUCAUCUCCAAUGCUGUGUGAGAGUGUGUCUGAGAUUUUCACUUCUUCUAAGGAGAGAGAUGUCAUCACUGUAUUCACGCAACAAGGAUCUGUCCUCUCGUUCCAGAAAGUCUCUGUCGGACUCGCCACCCUCGUCCCCGUCCCCCAGCACCAAAACCUUCAGACAAGAACGAGCAUCAAGCAGGUCAGACUCUAGUGGUGUGGAGACCUCGUCAGAUAGACUGGCUGCCCGGACCAGCACCUACACACGCAGAGAGAACAGACUUGCCUCUUUGAACAAAACAGAGGAUGACUCUGCCAGCAAGGACUACAAGAAGCUGUAUGAGGAUGCACUGGCCGAGAAUGAAAAGCUGAAGUCUCGACUACAGGACAGUAAGCAGGAGCUUUCAAAAAUUCGCUCACAGCUUGACAAAGUCACACAGAGGCAGGACAGAAUAUCAGAGAGGUCCACUGUAUUUGAAUCAGAGAAAAGGGAAAAGGAAGCAUUGGAGAAGAGGGUCUCAAACAUGGAAGAAGAAUUAAAGCAGACACCCCCAGUGAGGUUUCGCUACCAGCACUGAGUUGAUCCUCAGCUGGAGAGGGUGAAUGGGGGGUAGAUGGUUUUGACAGAACUCAAGUCUGAUAACCAGCGACUGAACGAUGAGAAUGGAGCCUUAAUCAGAGUCAUCAGCAAACUUUCCAAGUGAGGAUGAACAUGAAGCAGAGAGAAACACUUGGUUUAACACUGAAUAGAGAGAUACCAAAUCAGAGAAACCACAGAGCUUCAAGUGUCCCUCCAUAUACUAUACAUCAACCUGACCAGUAUCAUACUUAGUAAUGGGUUUGUGCUAGUUCUCUUAAUGUAUCAUCUCCAAGGUAAAUAUAUCUCCACAAAACCAGAGAUCUACCCUGCUGGAAAUCCAGCUAAAACCUGCUUAGGUUGGUAGCUGGGUUUACAAGGAAUCUAACUUGCUGAAGUUGGUCAUAUAGGUGGUUUACCAUUUGGACUGCCUGUUGGUAAAGCUGAGGUUGACCUGAUAUCUUGAUCAACUUGGUGUGAGCUGACAGACUGAAACUGGUGGAGAUCUGAUUGACAUGGUAAAUGAUGUUAAAAACACAGCUUGAACUGGUUGACCAGCAUAACCACAAGCUGGUAUGACCUGUUUUUAUUUCCAGCAGGGUUCUUCAAUACAAGCGUCACUGUAUCCACAGUGUUGGUUUCUGGGAAGUGCCACAUGUCAAAUGAAUUUAAUGUUUUUGCCAUAUUAGUCCUUUCAAAAAUCUGAAAGUUUAAAGAUCAGAGUAGGAAUCUUUCUAAAUCAGGCUAAAAAGACCAGCCUAGAAUUUUCAUGCUUGUACAGUAAAAGCUGGUUUAGGCAUUCUAUCUGGUGGACCAGCUUAGCAAUGCUGUUCACCAGCAAAACUUGGCUUGGUCUUUCUAGUGGAGCUAGUUUACCAAGGAGGUCUUGCUGGUUUAGCUACUUAAGAUGCCUGAUGGGUACACAACAGCAUCUAAAACAUAACAUACUGUAUGAUGGUGACCAACUGCUGGUCUUUUUUGCAGGGAAGAUCUAUACAAACUGCAAUUCUUUUGAAUAGUAUGUGAUCACACACAAUCCGAUCCAAUUGUUCUAAAUUGGUCCAGGGUGACUUUUCUGAAGUUCUGCCAUUUGAUUUUUAAACAACAUGUUCUCACUGAGAAAUGAUGUCACUCUUUUACUCUAUUCUCUGUGCAUGUCAACCCAUUUUUCAAAGUCUUUGUUGUUCUGUCUACUUUUUUGAUUAUAGUGUUUAUAUAUGUAAUAAGAACUGUUAUAUGACACCAUUGUUGAAUGUGUCUUAUAUUUAUUUAUGCUUUUCAGAUUUUAAUUAAGAGUGCAUACGUACAAAACAAAACACAUCACUAGUAUUGUUUUUAUGCAAUUUUCAAAUGCUUUGUGUAUUUUAUUUUCAUUUUCCACCAUUUUCAACCUGUAAUCUUGAACCAAUGCUCACAGCACUUUUUAUGAUUGUGUUAAUUGUUUGCCUAUUCUAAUUAUUAAUAAUAACACUGUAAAAUAUGAAGAACAUGUUUUCACAUGACUUAUGAUUAGCCUGCUUGCAUUGUCAGAUCAGCCUCUGAAAUUAUUAUACAGUACCAGCCUACUUCAUUUACAAUACAUUGUUAUUAACA
This is a messenger RNA of Myxocyprinus asiaticus (Chinese sucker), 2476 nucleotides long. Its product is annotated as protein phosphatase 1 regulatory subunit 12B-like. Gene Ontology annotation, cellular component: cytoplasm. The record is from RefSeq and is a predicted model, not a curated record. NCBI's taxonomy places the organism in Eukaryota, Metazoa, Chordata, Actinopteri, Cypriniformes, Catostomidae. The transcript is spliced from 8 exons. The coding region runs from base 384 to 884 and encodes 166 amino acids. Gene Ontology annotation, molecular function: phosphatase regulator activity; enzyme inhibitor activity; protein kinase binding.